This is a messenger RNA of Paramuricea clavata, 8348 nucleotides long. The record is from the annotation of a GenBank genome assembly. NCBI's taxonomy places the organism in Eukaryota, Metazoa, Cnidaria, Anthozoa, Malacalcyonacea, Plexauridae.
AUGAUAGUUCUCAAUCGUAAAGUUGAUGGCUGUUCAUAUGUCAUAUGGCUUCUCACUUUAUUCCUAAUCCUUUGGCUGGCUAGAAGAUCAAAACCUGAACUUGAGCGCUUCAAAGAAAAACCAACAUCAAAGAACAUUUACAUCGCUUCUGAACUUACAACGAUACCCGAUAAACUUUGUUUACUUUGGACAUCAACACGAGACAAUAUCUUAAGAAAAUCCAACUACCCUUGUAAAUACCGGUAUGGUUUGGAACUUCAGAUAAAACAUAAGAAUUUACAUCUACUUCUGUGUAUCCUCCUUGCUGGAGAUAUCGCCACUAAUCCAGGCCCUUGUAGAAGAACUAUAUCGUUCAGUUCCGAGUCACAGCAUGAACCAAAGAACCGGAAAUCGAAAGGACUCCCCACCACAUGUCUUGUCCUGAACGCCCGUAGCUUAAAAAGCCAGCAUGUUUUAGACGGGAAAAAGUUUUGUCAUCUCUCCCGUUUUCAAGAGCUUGUUUACUCUGAGGCCGCGGAUCUUGUCUGGGUAACGGAAACCUGGCUCACAAAAGAUGUUGCGAACACUGAAAUUCUCCAUGACGAUUACGCUAUCUACAGAAAAGAUCGGGAAAUGCGCACUGGUGGCGGCGUAAUGGUGGCAGUUAAAUCAAGUUCAUUCAUUUCCUCACGCGAUGUAGACAUCGAAACCGAUAUUGAAGUUGUAUCAACAGAACUUGUCACAACCUCAAAUCUGAAAUACGUCAUCUGUUGUUGCUACAGGCCACCCAACGCGGAUCAAUCUUGGUUGGAAAAAUUUAACUCGUUCCUAGCAGAAGUUUCUUCACGCUACACCAACGUAAUAAUUUGUGGAGACUUUAAUUUUCCCAAACUCCAUUGGCAAUAUCCAUCUGCCACUUCAUCCGGUGAUGACAUUAUGUUCACGGAACAAUUGAAUGAUUUCUUCCUAACUCAGGUCAACACCUUGCCCACACGAGGAAACAACAUCUUAGACCUAAUUAUCACUAGCCUACCAGAUCAGAUUGAGAACAUUACAAAACUUAAGCCAAUGGACAGUGGUUUGUUUACCGAUCACGACACAAUCCUUUUCAAUUUGAAAACGUCCAUAAAAGCAGCUCCUAAACUGAACAGAACUGUUUUUGAUUACCGUAGAGGGAAUAUGGACGGACUACGUUCAGCCUUAGCGAUGACUGAUUUUUCGAACAUAAUCGAUUCAGGAGAAAAUGUUAAUGACUGUUGGGAACAAUGGAAAAACACAUUCCUUAGCGUGGUGAGAAAUUACAUCCCAACCAAGAAGAUCAAAGGUAGAAAUUCUCCCCCUUGGAUUAAUGGAAGCAUUAUUCACGAGAUAAGGAAGAAAGAAGCGGUGCGACGGAAGUUAAGAUCAUCUCCAUCUGACGUCCUUCUUGCUAAAUUUAAAGAGCUACGAAUCAAAGUUAAAAAAAUGGUCCGUGAAAGUCGUGAAAGAUUUUACAAUUCUCUUGAUGGCAUCUUCCAAACAAACCCAAAGCGAUUUUGGUCGAUCUUCAAGCUGAACAAUAAACAAUCAAGUGUUCCAGAUAUUAUGUCAAUGAGAAAUGCCGCUGAACCUGAAUCAUCACAAACUUAUGAUGUGUCUACUCCUACUGCUAUUGCCAAUCUAUUCAAUCGCUACUUCACAUCAGUGUUCAACACUGAUCAUGAUAACCUGGAUGAACGUUCCUCUCCACCAUCAUCUCCACCUUCAACGUCAGGACAGUCAGACCUCCAACUAACAAUAGAAGAAGUCGCAAGAACACUCUUAGCGCUAGACACCACCAAGGCUACUGGACCUGACGGAAUACCAUCUCGACUUUUGAAAGAAACUGCGUGGCAGAUUGCACCUUCCCUCACCCAAAUAUUCAACAAGUCGUUAAGCUGUGGCGAAAUACCUGAUGAAUGGAAAUUAGCAAACAUUGUUCCGGUACACAAAAAAGGCGAAAAGAGCCAAGUAGAGAACUAUAGACCUAUCUCCCUUCUUUCCAUAAUAUCGAAAGUACUAGAACGUUGUGUCCUGAGAAAUAUACGUGAUCAUUUGCUGCAAUUAAUCAAUGAUAGCCAACAUGGUUUUAUUCCCGGAAAGUCGUGUACAACUCAGCUAUUAGAGGUUCUUGACUAUAUUGGUUCACUUCUGGACGGUGGCAAGCAAACUGAUGUAGUCUACAUGGACAUGUCCAAGGCAUUCGACAAAGUCCACCAUAAAUAUCUGAUAAGCAAAUUAAGGAACGUCUAUGGCAUCUCUGGUAAACUCCUUCGCUGGUUUGAGUCAUAUCUGAUAAAUCGCAAGCAACGUGUGACUGUGCUAGGAGCUACAUCCUCCGCAAGACCUGUCCUGUCAGGAGUUCCACAGGGUUCAAUAUUAGGUCCCAUACUGUUUCUGCUGUACGCGAACGACCUGCCGGAUACAGUAAAGCACUCCAAGAUCGCCUCCUUCGCCGAUGACACGAAACUAUUUAAGAAAGUUGACUCUACUUCCGAUGCCAUCUCCUUACAAAGUGACCUGAGUAGUUUGGAGAACUGGUCAACAUCUUCUGGCCUUGUCUUCAACCAAGACAAAUGCAAAUGUCAGCGUGUAACAAGGAAAAAGAAUCCUAUCAAAUACGAAUAUAAGAUCAAUAACAAGUCCCUGGUGGUCACCGAAAAAGAGAAAGAUUUAGGUAUAUGGAUUACGGACACGUUAAACUGGUCUUACCAUACCCUCGAUCGCUGUGCGAAGGCAAACAAAAUGCUUGGUUUCCUGCGUAGGGCUGCAACGGAAAUUACAAAUGUUAAGAUACGCCGCACACUGUACCUAUCAAUUGUUCGCUCAACGCUAGGUUACGCCACUCAAGUCUGGUCACCACAAUCGAUCGACUUAAUUACGAGGACAGAACGCAUCCAACGACGAGCUACAAAGUUCAUUUUGAAAUUACCAUACGUGUGCGGAGAAACGUACAAAGACAGACUGAUCUCCUUAGACUUACUACCAAUAACCUACUGGCACGAGUUCCUUGACAUUAUGUUUUUCUUUAAAGCUGUAAACAACAUUAUAACUGUCUCGAACGAAAUCCUUCCGCAGCCAAUUAUCCCAUCAAGGCUCACUAGAACCUCGGUUGACACCAACCUGCUCUCUUCCAAAAUCUAAGGCAAAAAGAUCUCUCACUGGUACGAUUUAGAACAUUGUUGCUGGACUACUACCACAACGCUGCCAAGACAUCCUAUGAUGUAGACGAUGCCAGAACGUGGAGAACAGUCUGCUUAAAAUGCAACACAUCACGAAAACUCGUGCAACCAUUAACGUGUUGCUAUUAGUACAUGUAUACUAUCAAUUAUCAGUUUCAAUUUAUAUAUUAGUUGUGUGUUUUCUGUAUCCAAGGGCCCACAGUAAUUGGUUUUAAGCUGUUGUGGUGACCCCGCCUUUUUGUUGUUGUCACCUUUUUGUCCAACCUUGAAACGUGGAGGCUGGGCGUAUUUGCUGCGUUUCGAUAUGUUUUGUCUAGGUCUAUGCCAAGUCAUGUUGGGCUCAUAAAAAUCAAGCUAUUCUAAAAUGAAUAUAAUUGUAAAUUAAACCGUCCUAGGUUAGCGGUCAAGGGUGUAUGUUUUUGUUUUACUAUCAUGUUGAAACAUAGACAGGGGCGCUGAAGUUUGCUCGUUUUCGGGUUGGACAGAAAUGGUUGUGUGUACGUGUUGUUUGAUUGUGUAAUUAUAGGCGAAGCUAAAAUAAAUAAAUAUAUAUAUAUAUAUAUAUAUAUAUAUAUAUAUAUAUAUAUAUAUAUAUAUAUAUAUAUAUAUAUAUAUAUAUAUAUAUAUAUAUAUAUAUAUAUAUAUAUAUAUAUAAUCGCCUGAAGAUUGCCACAAAUAGUGGCAUGAAACUUAAAGUAGCGAGAAAUUGAAACAUUUUAAGAUAACAAAUUAUAUAUAUAUAUAUAUAUAUAUAUAUAUAUAUAUAUAUAUAUAUAUAUAUAUAUAUAUAUAUAUAUAUAUAUAUAUAUAUAUAUAUAUAUACAGUAAUAAAUCGUUGUCCGUUGCACAAAAAGAGUGCUCAAUAACAAAUUUAAUUGAUAGAGCAAAAUAUACUAAUUAUAAUCUUAAAAUAUUAUUAAUCGCUACACAGUGUUUCACGCUUUCAAAGCGAUCUUCAGGCGAUACUACUCUAAAUAGUUUGCUUGCGCCAUUCAUUCAACGGUCCGCUGACGCGAUUGCAUCAUGCGCGCGUGCGUUUAAAAUUCCGCGCGCUAAAUGAGUUUCUGUGGCGGCACUUUGAAAAUAGUUCUGCUCGUUUGGACGAAUGCCCUCUCGAUGGUAAUUGUCUUACGAAAAGCAUCGUAUAUAAGGCUGAGAUUACAACAACAGACGUCGGUGAAACGAAAGAGUAUAUUGGUAUGACAGCAGGGAGGUUUAAAGCAAGAUACGCCAACCACAAGAAAUCCAUCAACUCACCUCGCUAUUCAAACGAAACCGAACUUUCUAAGUACGCAUGGAAGCUAAAACAAAGUAACCGACCGUAUACAAUAAAGUGGUCGGUUUUGUCGCAUGCAUCAGCCUAUACAGCAGGUGCAAAUUCUUAGAGGAGAAGUUUUAAAUAAUUAAAUCUCACAAAGAUAGGACGUUGAACAAACGAACAGAACUAUUUUCAAAGUGCCGCCACAGAAACUCAUUUAGCGCGCGGAAUUUUAAACGUACGCGCGCAUUAUGCAAUCGCGUCAGCGGACCGUUGAAUGAAUGGCGCAAGCAAACUAUUUAGAGUAGUAUCGCCUGAAGAUCGCUUUGAAAGCGUGAAACACUGUGUAGCGAUUAAUAAAAUUUUAAGAUUAUAAUUAGUAUAUAUAUAUAUAUAUAUAUAUAUAUUAUAUAUUGAUAUAUUAUAUAUUGAUAUAUUAUAUAUUAGAUAUAUUAUAUAUAAUAUAUAUAUAUAUAUUAUAUAAUAUAUAUAUAUAUAUAUAUAUAUAUAUAUAUAUAUAUAUAUAUAUAUAUAUAUAUAUAUAUAUAUAUAUAUAUAUAUAUAUAAAAAUAUAUAUAUAUAUAUCAAUAUAUAUCGCCGUUUCCAACUUUCCAUGUGGCAAGAUGCGAUCAUGUGAACGGUGAACCGUCAAAGACUCCGCAUUACUUUGGUCAGCAACGACAAACAAAACCAAAACUUCAUCUUAUGGACCAUCAUCUUCAUCUUAUUAUAUACUUACAUAUUAUAUUAUUAUUAAUUAAUAAAAAUUAAUAAUAAUUAUUAAUAAUUAAUUAAUAAUAAUUAUUAUAAUUAAUUACUAAUAAUUAUUACUAAAUAAUAAUUGUUGUAAUAAUUAAUAUAUUAUAUAAUUAUAAUUAAUUCUAAUAUAAUUAUAAUAAUUAUAAUAAUUAUAAGUCUUAUUAUUAUUAUUAAAAUUGAAUAAAGUUUUCGUUAUGAUUUUGAUUAUUAUUAGUAUAAUUACAUAGGUGAUUAUUCAAAAUUCUCCACGCUGAUUGGCUGCUGUUGAGGUACGUGAUUAUUACGCGAUAAUCACCUAAGCGAUUCUCAAAAUGGCGGCCGAAGCCGUUUUGUCAAUUAAAUGACGAAGAAAUGUGUAUUUUAAAAUUUUUUUCUAAAUAUUCACCUAUGAAAUUAUACUAAAACAAUUAUUCACCUCAGGCUCGGUGAUUAUCGUGAAUAAAAACCUCGACUUCGUCUCGGUUUUUAUUCACCGAUAAUCACCUCGCCUUCGGCGAAUAAUUGUUAUUAAUAAUUAUUAAUCCAACAUCCUGUGGGCCGCCAAGAAACCCGCGUGCAAUUACACAGUACAGAUCUUCAUCACGCGGGCUUAAAACUGUAGGGAGCCUCUUUAAGAAUGCGUUUUUGACUCGUGUUCGUCAUUUUUGACUCGUGUUCGUCAGUUUUUGACUCGUGUUCACUCGUGUUCGUCAUUUUUGACUCGUGUUCACUCGUGUUCGUCAUUUUUGACUCGUGUUCACUCGUGUUCGUCAGUUUUGACUCGUGUUCACUCGUGUUCGUCAGUUUUUGACACGUGUUCACUCGUGUUCGUCAUUUUUGACUCGUGUUCACUCGUGUUCGUCAUUUUUGACUCGUGUUCACUCGUGUUCGUCAGUUUUUGACUCGUGUUCACUCGUGUUCACAAUUUUUUGACUCGUGUUCACUCGUGUUGUCUCGUGUUCACUCGUGUUCUGACUCGUGUUCACUCGUGUUCACUCGUGUUGUCUUGUGUUCACUCGUGUUCACUCGUGUUCUGACUCGUGUGGUCUUUUAGAAUAGAUCAAAAUCCAGACAAAGAUGACUGUUUUCAACUGGGGGUAUUUCCCGGCCACAUAUUAAUCAUGCAUUUUUAUAUGCCAAGGGAAAGUGUUAGGUUAAUUAUUUACCUAUAAAAGGUACUGUAUCCUCUCUCUCCCUUCCUCAUAUUACAAAGCAAAUUAAGGGGCAUGACCACAUACAUGACAAACAUGAUACCUGAACCAAUACCGUCCACUGAUUGGCCAAUUGAAAAGAAAACUAUUUACAUAAGCUGCUAUAUGCUUAUUAAUUAAUGUAUAAACAACAUAUACGAACAUAUACUGUUUCAUACAUAUACCACAGAUCAAAUACACAAAUUCUAUUUCAAAAUGUAGCAAAUAAAGCUAAACUGAUAUUAAAAAAUCAUGAAGUGAAUAAAUUGCCAUCAAGUAUUCAAUUUGCUAUAAACGAAACUAAAAUUCCAGCACCUUCUGGUCAAAAUAUUUGCUCAAACAUUUUCACAAGAAAACCCCCACUGUGAGGCAUAAAAUUGCUAUAAUUUAUCUCUUUGAUAAGAAGACAAAAAUUAAACUUGUUUUUCACCAGGAAACGUGCAUCCAGUAGGUACUGUUGCACUUUCAAAUUUGACUGUUGAUCAAAUUAGGAGCAAUUUAGUAUAUAAACAGACAUGACAAGACGACAAAUACUGUAUACUUCUUAGAUUUCAGGAACACAUUUACCUUGACAAACGGACUGUCUACAUCGAGGCCAAAUUUAGCAAUAUCGCUGGACGAAUUCAACUUUUGAAGAGCGUGUAAAUACUGUUCAAUAAGGUUCACUUGUUUCGCCAAAUACGCUUUAAAACUCUCAAUUGUUUUAAUUUCACCUUCGCCUAAAUUCACCACCGAGUGAUGACAUUCCUCGGUCAGUAAAGAAGUCGCGAAUGUUGGAUCAGGCAUGAUUUCAAUGACUGUCGUCUUUACGUUAUCGUUGCGAAGCAAUCACAGUUCAUAUUUCAAUAAUCUUGAUAUAAUUCAAACCACCACUUGGCACUUGCGGCGAGAUUUGCCUCAUUUGGUGAUCGAAGGAAACAGGAAUACAACCCAGCAUGAAUAUUUAUGUUAGAGUAGAGUUUUGUCAUCCUUACAUGAAGUGUUUGUUAGUUUGUCAUAAAAACACAAACAGUUUUGAUCACACUGUCAACAAAAUUGGAAGAAAUUAUGUUUAUUUCAAUCUAGGGGCGAUGGCAGGUUAAAGGAUGAUUUCCAAAUGAAGGUAAGUAUUUAGUGGUAGUAUUAAUCCAUUGAGAUUCCAGUGUUAAUCCUAAUUGAUGAAUUUGAUGAGUAUUAAAGGCCGAUUCACACUACGCAACUUUCGCCUAAGACUGUCGUCGCAUGCAACCUGCUUACAACUUGAGUUGUACUGUGGAAAUCAAGUACACAACUCACCUACGUUGGCACAGGUGUAUUAGAGUACAAUUAUGCAACUUAAUAGGUUAUAAUAAGCAAGUGAUAUUAAUGUGAAUGUCUGAUCAAUUAUUAACUCAUUAAUUAACCUUUAAUAUUAACUCAUUGACCCUGCAAGCUCUCACAUAGGACUGAGGUGAAAUUAUAAUCCGACAACUGUAUAUAGAGGUGGUACAUGCACACUAAGUCCAGCAUGGAAAGUUUGGACAUGAUUGUGCACCCGAGAAACACAGAAUAGGUGUGCCUGAGAUCUCAGGUGCACAAUACAUGAACACAAACUAUAGCACCAACCACUGUGCUAUGAAUAAAUAAUAUAUACAGUCAGACCUCGAAUAUGGAACUGAAAAGUCUGAAAUGACACAGUAAAGUGUUGGUAUUAUAUAGCAUAGUAACCAUAGUUAUAUAUUUCAACUAUACCAUAGUUCUAUAUUUUACAUCACCAGGUACCAUGUCAUUGUCACCAGAUGUGACGCCUUUUGUGCCAAGACAGCAGUCUGUUGUUCAUUCUCAACAGACAAAUGUUUCACCAAGCCCCUCAUGGAAACUGUCUGCAGAUGUAGCUGAAUUUGUUCCAAGUUGGCUCAACAAUGCAAACACAUUUUCUCAAACAUCAAGUAAUGCUACAGCAACAAGAAAUACAAAACCUUUAAUGACUGUGACUCCAGGGACCACAGAAACUGUGAGUAAAUA